Aedes aegypti (yellow fever mosquito) is the source of this 580-nucleotide messenger RNA. RefSeq names its product NADH dehydrogenase [ubiquinone] 1 subunit C2 (gene ND-B14.5B). Gene Ontology annotation, cellular component: mitochondrial inner membrane. Lineage: Eukaryota; Metazoa; Arthropoda; Insecta; Diptera; Culicidae. Gene Ontology annotation, biological process: mitochondrial electron transport, NADH to ubiquinone. The transcript is spliced from 3 exons. The record is from RefSeq and is a predicted model, not a curated record. Bases 94 to 438 code for a protein of 114 amino acids.
CGACUGACGUUUCUUCGGAAAAUCAAAACAGAGAAAAGGAUUCUUUCACGCUUUGCUGUCGGGUGCCGAAUCGCGGAACAAUAUUCUAGGAAAAUGUACGGUGGAAAGUCGCCACUGGAGCUGCUGUCGGGAACCUCUUCCAAGUCGUGGCUGCACGACAAAUGGGCCCCCGGCGCAGGUGGAGUUCUGGGCUUCAUGGGUGCGUGCUACGUGAAUUGGGGCUCCGGAAGGCCACUCUUCAGCGGUAUCCAGAAGCAUGUCGUCGCUGCCGUGGGCCUUGGGGCACUGGCGUUGACCAUGGACAAGUGGAGGACGCAGUAUUUUGCCGAAAAGGACGCGACCCUUCGCCACUACGUUGAACUGCACCCGGAGGAUUUCCCAACUCCCGAACGCAAAAAAUUCGCUGACGUCUUCGAGUCCUGGCAGCCAAUUCGUUAAUCGACCUUAUUUCGAGCAGAUUUCGGCCCAAAGCCGCAACCUACUCAAAGUCUAGCCUAGUUUAAAACUCCAUAAUACCGUUACACCCAUGUAACCCAGCAGCGGAUGUGAAUAAAUGAACCCGAUUGUAAAAUAGUUUUAA